UCCACACUCCACAAUGGACCUGUGUGUACCCGUUAUUCAACCCCCGAAACCUUCGCUGCCGAUCCGGGUCACGGCACCAUUGUAACCGGCGUCCCGGCCUAGUCAGAGGUGGGAGCGGAACGCGGGGCGGCGCUGACACACCGGUUACAUAACAAUGUUUUCCCAGUAGAGACGUGUCGUAACCUGGAAAUUUUGUAUGUCGAGUCGUUUGUAAGUAGAGGUACCAAUGUACCGUAUUCUCUGGACUAUAAGUCGCCUUCACAGUCCAAAAAAAAUGGGAGGAAAUGUAAGAAGUCAUCUCACCCCUUUGUCCAACAGGCUGUCGAAUUCAUCGCUCAUGCGCCGCAGCUGCCGCCCGUACUUCUUGGCGGCCCACAGCGCAGGGGGCGCCGACUUGGAACGUCCCCGGAACGGAGCGCCGUCAGUGGGCGUCCCGGGCUCCUCGUCCACCCUGUUGGCCUGGAGCUCCUCGUCCCGGGACACCGUGGAAGCGUGCGACUCGGAGUUGAGGCGGAUCCGACCGGACGCCGCUAAACCGAGAAAGGCAAGAUCAUGUAUAAGUCGCACCUGAGUGUAAGUUUAUAUAACUAACCUGCCAUUCGGCGCUCGGGUAAUGUAAGGUAAAGGCCUUGGCGGAGGUACUGCUCAUUUUCCUUUGCUCCAGGGGUGUUUUCCCCUUCUUCUACCUCCUCAGAGGGCUCGGAAUCGCUGUCUGAUAGGGUGAAGUUUGCAGCCAUUGGGACAUCUGAGGAAAAAGACGCAAAAAAUUGACUAUUAUCGCAACGAUUCGCCGGUCUAAAUCUGCUUUAGCAAGAAGUUUUGAAGCGCAAAGACGCCCCUGGACGCUGACUAGUUGUCGCGAUCGGAACAAAAGAAAGUUGAGACUGGGCGGAAGCCGAAAGGAGCCGACUUGAAAUGCGCCAAAAGAAGCAGCGCGGCGCAUUUUCUUACCGGUUUCUUUACUGUCGGUGAAACCGAUCGAUCAAAACUCGAAUUGGAAAAGUGCCUUUUCCGCGGCAACUGUCGUCGACGUUGUUGUUGUUGUGAUCUCGUUGCCUUUUCUCUCUCUGCUUUCCAGUGCAAUUCUGGGAGCCAAUGGCCGUGCUGUGACGUCACUGUUGCGAGCGAGGACUGGGCUGGGGUUUUUGUUUGUUUGUCGCGGCUUCUACGUCCGCAGUUUUGAGCGUCUCAAACCGGUUUCUGAUAACCUGACGGAAAAAAUGAUAUGGCCAUUUUUUUAAGACGCAGUGUUUUAUUGAAAAAUGUUUAGAAGUAACAUUUAGACGUGUGUUAUUGUGCACAUGUGACGAGAAACGCAAAAAAAAAACAGCAAAUGGUGUUAUAAAAUACGACCUCGUGUAGUACCAAGACGCACCUGAGGGGGGCAGCAUAGUCAAACAGUUUCGAUUCAUGAUCAUCCAUGAAAAUUCCGCGGGAUUAUCUGAUAAAUUGAUAUUUUUAACGUACACAGUCUCACGUUUUAGCCAGAUUCACGUUAGAAUUUGAUCAAGGGCGUAGGUUUGGUCUCAACAUUAACGAUGUAACAGCAUAAUCUGCAUGUACACUUUUUGCUGGGGACUGGACAUUAAUGAGAACUGAUUGGGUGAAUGGGGGUCAGGGCUACAUUUCUUACAAAUAUCAACCUAAAUAAUUGAUAAGCUAAAUGAUCAGUGCAAAAUAAGUCUGUAUUGACUUCUGCUAACUUUCAUAUGUAUUGGUUCAAGUGAUAAACCGUUCGAGUCAAACCUUUGUUUUCAAAAAAAAAAAAAAAAUUUGAAAACAUAAAUGUCUGGAUUUUAUUAGCAAAUUUAAAUGUCAAUAUUUGAACAUAAAUUACAUUAAGAUACACAAUAAAUACAAACUUGUCAAUAAUCUGUUAACAAUAUAUCCUGGAAUGAAAAAAAAAUAAACAUUUGUCUUAAGACAACUCAGCAUUGUCUAAAUAAAUUAAAUAUAACUGGAAAAAAAGCAAAAAACAUUUUAGUCUGGGAAUAACAAAAAAUGAAUAAAAAUGGAGCCUGCCUUCAGAUAACGCACUAGUGCUUUUGUCCACAAGCACAGCCAAACUCAACAGAAAAUGAAAGCUCCUUUGGGCUGCUUUAAGGCGACAUAAAUAAAACAAAAAUGACAAUUGGGGAGAAGGAAGUAAAUCUCACUUCACAUCAUUUCUCACAGUUUAAGGAGAAAACACAUACAGGAGGACACUUCUCUCUAAGCAGCUUCCUACACGAGUUUUUCAUGUUAGCAAAUUCUCAACGUUUUAUGUUAAGCUAACUCUGAUGCAGAUCGGAUUUCCAGUACCAAAAUGUGUGGUGUGUUCCCCACCUCCACAACAUUGACGUCUUUUUACAUUACUUACAGUGGCUGCUGUUGCUGCUGGCUGAAAAAAAAAAAAACUUCUAAUAUCCUCCUCUUUGAAAGAGGCGUCAUGUUGUCAACAUGUUGUACAAGUAAUCAAGCAAUCAGACAUGCAUUUGAGGAGAAAAAAUGGACUGGCACAUUCAGCAAGUGAAAAGGGGUAAAUAUAUGUAGGUCUGAACACAUAAUUCACUCAAUAAUGGUAGGGUCAAUUCUAUCCUUACGGCAUAUGGGAAGACAAUCUAAUACAACUCAAGUCAUUAUAUAAUGCAAAUAAGGUUGCUUAGAAGUUGGUGGGGACAAUAUGAUCAUCCUAAAAAGUUGGUAGUGUUAUGUCCCUGCUGUCCCUAUGCAAACCUACGCCCUUGAAUUUGUUCAAUUUCAUGAUGAACUCGUUGGCUGCCACUGACAGUGAAACAGAUUGGACGUCUAUUGCCGUCAAAAGGUGUUUUACUAACAGUGGCGCCUCCAGAAAUUUUUCAUAGGGGUGGGCAAAUGGGCUAAAAUCUUGGGGUGGCACACCAAAACUAAUAGCCAUAAUUUCAGGUUUUUAUUAUGUUGUUGUAAACGGGCCAGUAGAAAACUGUCCAAAAGACUUCAGGACACACCUACUGAUAUACUUUGGUUUAUUGUGUUCUAUUUAGAGUUACUAAUGAUUUAUUGUGCAUAGUCCAUAACAGUCCAGUCAACAUUUUGGGUUCCACAGGUACAGCGAUCCCUCGUUUUUCGUGGAUAAUGGGGACCAGAACCCACCAAAAUGAGAGAAAAACCGCAAAGUAGUAGUACAUAGACUUCAUAACCUAUUGACAUGACACGGGAACUGGGGCAGAUUUGUAGGGGGCCUAUUUUCAAAAACUUCAAAUAUUUUCAAAACCAAAGAUGAUACCAACUAGGGCUGCAGCUAUCGAUUAUUUUAGCAGUCGAUUAAUCGAUUAACUAGUUAGUUCGAAUAAUCGAGUAAUCGGUUAAGGAACAUGAAAAAAUACCUGAGCUAAGCUUCAAACAGUAUUAAAAAAAAAUGAGGAUCUAUAUACAACAAAAGAACAAUUGGCUAACUUGCAUAGCAAAAGUCUGCUAGCUUAAUUGCAAAUGUUUGUUUUUACAAUGCUCUCAACAAAUGGUUCAGACACAUAUUCCCACAAAAAAAUGCUAAAUAUACCUAUAAAAGAAAUUACAAAUGCAAUUUAAAAACAUUAGCUCAAACAAAAAUUUAGCUCAUGUUGGUCUUAACAAGGAGCAGAUGGAUUCACCCUUGUGAAAUGAGGUCAACCAGAAGGCAGUGUAUCCACCCAAAUCAAUAAAACUAAAUGCAAACACUGUCAAAAUAAACCAUUACAACGCCACUUCAAUUAAACGAAUACUCGAUGCAGCAAAAUUUAAUUUGAAUCUUUUUUUCUAAUGGAUUACUUGAAUCAAUCGAUUAAUCGUUGCAGCACUAAUACCAACCCAAAACCAAAACAGGCACCUACCUUAGCCAUUCAUGAGUCUCCAUGCGCAGCGACAUAAAAAAAUUCAAAGUCGUUCUCUAAUAAAAUCCCGAUUAAUUAUUUUUUAUAGAAGUAUAACAAAACUUGAAAUGGCUAUAAAAUUCUCAGAUUUUACACUACAUGCACAAAAAUCACCGAAUGAAGAGAUAAUCACCUUCAGUAUAUUUUCAGGAUCAAUAGCAAUAUUUAACAUCUAUAAGUUUUUGCCCAAAAUACCAACUUAUUUUUCUUUUUACUGCAUGUUUUCAACAGCUAAUAAUCACUCAAUUUUCACAUCAGAAACACAAUACUUGAGGAAAACAUGCAGAAUCAAUUAUUAUAUAUAAAUAGAUUUCUAAUAAAUUCUAUUUCCAAAAAUCACAACUUCUUAUAGAAUAGAAUAUAUAGAAUAGCCCUUUAUUGUCAUUAUACAGUUGUGCAAUGAAAUUGUGGAGCAUUUCCCUUUGUAGUGCAUGAUAAAUUGAAAUCUCAAAAGUGACUUGCAAGUAUAAAAUCUAAAUAAACAAAUAUAAAAUGCGUAUGAGAUAGCCCUAUGUUCAGGCAGUGCAAACAAUCGGAGUGAAGUAGCAGCAGUUUGACAGUUAAGGCUUUGAAUAUUGCAGGAGAGUAAGUAUUGCACAUAGAAUAUUACAUAUAAAUGAAUAUUGGACUACGCCUUGGAGCAUUUCACUUUGCAGUGCAUAAAAAGUUAAAAUCUCAAAAGUGACUUGCAAGUAUAAAAUCUAAAUAAAUAUAAAAUGUGUAUGAGAUAGCCCUAUGUUCAGGCAGUGCACAUAAUUGGAGUGAAGUAGCAGCAGAUUGACAGUUAGGACUUUGAAUAUUGCAGGUGAGUAAGUAUUGCACAUAGAAUAUUGCAUAUAGAAUAUUGGUCUAUGCCUUGUGUUUGCCGGUCAGCUUCCUCGACUUGUACAAGUCCCUGUUCCUCACCAUCUCCUUCCUGCCGGUCGGUCACUCCAAGGCCUUGUUUGUCCUCGCUUCGGAAGUCACAUCUUUGGAGAAGUUUGCACCAAAACAGUUGAAGAAGGACCUGCUGAUGUGUGGCAAAAUGGUGUUUGCCAGCCUGUGCCCCUCCUGGCACUGUACCCCUCUGCAAGGUUGGGUCUGAGGCCACCAGGAACUCCAGCAGGGAGUCCCACAGCGACAUCCCGAAGGACGCCAUGUGGACCAUGGGUAAUAGCGCGAGCGAGGGAAAGAGAGAGAGAGAGAGCGAGAGAAGCAACGCGCAUGCUCGGCCGCCGAUGAAGAGGAGGAGGAGAGGAAGAGCGCAGCAGCGCAUUGAGCCGCUGAUCUGGCCGCGGAAGGGAGGGAUGAGAGAGAACACGCGUGGAGGAUGAGCCACUGACCCACUCGGACGCUGUCUUAACGGUUGGGAACGCCCCUUUACGGCUUCAUCUAAGGGCAGUUGGAGGCGUCAGAAUGUCCCCACGUGCAAGCGACCUGUCCUCAUCCUCACGCUAUCUCUUGGGCGCUACUUUGCUCGGAAUCCUGUCCUGUGGCGGAUACGCCCAAGCGCAUUCGCCGCAGAGCAACUGCUCCGCUGGAGGGGAUCCGUGUCAGGAUGGUGUUCUGCUGCCUGUGUGGAACCCCCAGAAUCCAUCAGUGGGGGACAAAGUAGCUCGAGCCAUUGUGUACUUUGUAGCGCUGGUCUAUAUGUUCCUGGGGAUGAGCAUCAUCGCGGAUCGAUUCAUGUCCUCUAUCGAGGUGAUAACCUCCCAGGAAAAAGAGAUCACGAUUAAGAGGCCCAACGGCGAAACGACCACCACCACAGUCAGGAUUUGGAAUGAGACUGUUUCCAAUCUAACUCUUAUGGCCUUAGGAUCCAGCGCCCCGGAAAUCCUGCUCUCCGUCAUUGAGGUGUGUGGCCACAACUUCUCGGCGGGCGCUCUUGGCCCGAGCACGAUUGUGGGUAGCGCCGCGUUCAACAUGUUCGUCAUCAUCGCCCUGUGCGUCUAUGUGGUGCCCGAUGGCGAGACGCGCAAGAUCAAACACCUGCGGGUCUUCUUUGUCACUGCCGCCUGGAGCAUCUUCGCCUACAUUUGGUUGUACCUCAUCCUCAGCGUCUUCUCGCCGGGCGAAGUAGAUGUCUGGGAGGCAGUGCUGACCUUCCUGUUCUUCCCCCUAUGCGUGAUCCAGGCUUGGGUGGCUGACCGCCGCCUAUUGUUUUACAAGUACACGCGCAAGCGGUACCGUGUGGACAAGCAUCGGGGCGUCAUUAUCGAAACGGAAGGGGGCCCGGACACAGACGGAGGCGGGGCACCGGGUCAGGGCGGCUUCACCAAGAUGGAUAUGCUGGAACUGGAUGGCCAGAUGGCGCUCAACUGCCACGGGGUGGCGGAAGAGGGUGGGGCCAAGGACGAGGAGGACGAGGCCCGACGCGACAUGGCCAGAACGCUCAAGGAACUCAAGCAGCGACACCCCGAUAAAGACAUGGAGCAGCUUAUUGAGAUGGCUAACUAUCAGGUUUUGAUGCAGCAGCAGAAGAGCCGAGCGUUCUACCGCAUCCAAGCUACCAGGAUGAUGAUCGGAGCUGGAAACAUCCUCAAGAAACAUGCUGCCGACCAGGCUCGCAAGGUUGUGAGCAGCCACGAGACCCAAGCCCAAGAAGAUGAUCCGCACACGGUCCGUCUGGAGUUCCAGCCCGCUUUGUACCAGUGCUUUGAGAACUGCGGCUCCCUCAAGUUGACCGUCGCCAGACAUGGAGGAGACUCCGGCAUCACUGUCAAGGUGGACUACCGCACCGAGGACGGCACGGCCAACGCCGGCUCCGACUACGAAUUUGCCGAGGGAACGCUUCUCUUCAAGCCGGGCGAGACCCUGAAAGAGAUAACAGUGGGGGUGAUAGACGACGAUAUCUUCGAGGAGGACGAGUACUUCUAUGUGCACCUUAGCAACCCCCGCCUGGUGGGGUACCCUGAGAUCAGCACAUCCCCCCUGGAUGCCGGCUCGGCCCCCAAAGCCGCUUUGGGGGACAACUGCACGGCGACGGUGACCAUUUACGACGACGACCACGCUGGUAUUUUCACCUUCGAGAGCAGCAGUCAGCGCGUGAGUGAGAGCGUAGGCGUGAUGGAGGUGAAGGUACUGAGAACCUCGGGUGCCCGGGGAUUGGUGGCCGUCCCCUACCGGACGCUGGACGGAACCGCCAGGGGAGGCGAGGACUACGAGCCGGCGGUGGGAAAGCUGGAGUUUCAAAACGACGAGACCAUGAAGGUCAUCGAGGUGAGGAUCAUCGAUGACGAGGAGUAUGAGAAGAACAAGACCUUCACCAUCGAGUUGGGCGAACCCAUUCUCUUGGAAAUCGGACAGAAACACGGAGACUCCAACGAGAACAAACCGGCGGUUGGAGCGGAGGAAGAGGAGGUGGCCAAGAUGGGCUGCCCCAGCCUUGGCGAGCACACGCAAGCCCAGAUCGUCAUAGAGGAGUCUUACGAAUUUAAGAGAGCAGUGAAUGUGCUUUUGGAGCGGCGUCGCAAGAGUACGGUAGACAAGUUGAUCAAGAAGACAAAUCUGGCCUUGGUGGUGGGAAGCAGCAGCUGGAGGGAGCAGUUUGUUAGUGCCGUGACUGUCAGUGCAGGAGAUGACGACGAUGACGAGAGCGGCGAGGAACGUCUGCCGUCGUGCUUCGACUACAUCAUGCACUUCCUGACGGUUUUCUGGAAGGUAGUUUUCGCCUUCGUGCCGCCUACAGAGUACUGGAACGGUUGGGCCUGUUUCUUCGUGUCCAUCUCGCUCAUUGGCGUGUUGACGGCCAUCACCGGCGACCUGGCCUCGCACUUCGGCUGCACCGUGGGGCUGAAGGACUCCGUGACCGCCGUGGUCUUCGUGGCGCUCGGAACCUCCGUGCCAGAUACCUUCGCCAGCAAGGUGGCGGCCAUCCAGGACCAGUACGCCGACGCGUCCAUCGGCAACGUGACGGGCUCUAAUGCUGUCAACGUCUUCCUGGGCAUUGGCGUGGCGUGGACCAUCGCCGCGGUGGCAUGGCGCUCCCGCGGAAAGGUCUUCAAGGUGGACCCGGGCAACCUGGCGUUUUCCGUCACGCUAUUCACCGCGCUGGCAUCGUUGUGCGUAGCCACGCUGCUGUACCGCCGACGGCCUGGCGUGGCCGGUGGGGAGCUUGGCGGCCCCAGGACUAGCAAGGUGUUCACCUCGCUCUUCUUUGUCUUGCUCUGGCUCGUCUACAUCCUGUUGGCCGCCCUCGACGCCUACUGCCACUUACCCGCCUUGUAGACGGACGCACGUGCCGCCCAAUUGCAAUCGCUCCCGACAAAAAGUCGAGGGGAAAAAAAUAUAAGUGUCAAUCGAUAUGUAGGGAUGUGGAAGAACAGUUGUACCUCUACUUACGAAAUUAAUCGGUUCUGAGAGUAGUUUCGUAACUUGAAAAUUCUGUAAGUAGAGACGCGUAUUCCAUGUAAAUGCCCUAAUCCGUUCCAAGCCCCUCAAAAUUCAGACAUAAAUCUUUUAUAAUGCAUAAAAAAAUGCAUCAAAACAUGUAACAAAUACAUGUUAAAAUUAGAUUACUGUACAUUAAACAUAAAAUCAGAGUUGUGCAUAAUGUAAAAAACUAAGAAUAAAGGGUAAUACACAUGUAAAGUGGUCAGAACAAGGGGUGAAUGAAGAGGACGCUAGGCUACACACAUACAGUAGCCAACAUACUCUUAGCCAAUUGGAUGCCAAGGAUGCUAAGCAAUAGCCAAUGGCAGAGCAGCUAUAGUAUGUUACGUUCAGUAAACCUUGGGAGCUGUGAGUACCAACCAUACUGUGUUUUAUGCCUUUGGUAUCAUGAAAUUUUGUGAAUAUUUGAGCAACACGAGGUAACUUUUCAACCUUCAUAAAUAUUUUCAUAAUAUCUCUGAUGAUAUGUCGACUGAUAACUAGUUGAAUGACACCUCUUUUAUAUCUUGAGGAGGUCUGUAUCGCUUUUACCAGCACUAAUUAACUAAGCCAGGCGUUAGCUAAACGUCAUACACUGCUAGCCAAAAGUAUUGGCAAUCCUGUCAGAUAAUGUUCAAUUUCUCCUAGAAAAUGAUUGCAAUUCCAAAUGCUUUGGUAGUAAUAGCUUCAUUGAUUUUGCUUGCAAUGAAAAAACACAAAAGAGAAUGGGGAAAAACAUUAAAUCGUUAUCAUUUUACACAAAACUCCAAUAAUAGGCCGGACAAAAGUAUCGGCACCCUUUGAAAAAUCGUGUAGUGCUGCAACGAUUAAUCGAUUAACUCGAGUAUUCGAUUAGAAAAAAAGGUUUGAAAUCAAUUUUGUUGCCUCGAGUAUUCGUUAAAGUGGCGUUGUAAUGGUUUAUUUUGAAAGUGUUUGCAUUGUUUUAUUGAUUAGGGUGGAUACACUGCCCUCUAGUCUGCCUCUUUUCACGUGGCUGAAUCCAACUGCUCCCUGUUAAGACCAACAUAAGUUUUUGUUUGCGCUAAUGCUUUUUUAAUGCAUUCAUAAUUUAGUUUAUAGGUAUAUCUGGCCGUUUUUGUGGGAAUAUGUGUCUGAACCAUUUGUUAAGAGCAUUGUAAAAAAAAAAAAAAAUUUUUUUUUUUAACUUUAGCAUUUUGUAGCAUUUAAGCUAGCGGACUUUUUCAAUGUAAGUUAGCCAAUUGUUCUUUUGUUUUACAUAGAUCCUCAUUUUUU
Molecule: messenger RNA, 9470 nt
Organism: Corythoichthys intestinalis (scribbled pipefish)
Lineage: Eukaryota; Metazoa; Chordata; Actinopteri; Syngnathiformes; Syngnathidae
Product: sodium/calcium exchanger 1-like
Exons: 19
Coding region: 5262-8072 (936 amino acids)
Biological process (GO): cell communication; sodium ion transmembrane transport; calcium ion import across plasma membrane
Cellular component (GO): axon; sarcolemma; postsynapse
Molecular function (GO): calcium:sodium antiporter activity
Source: RefSeq, a predicted model, not a curated record